GCAGCUGAUUUUUGUUUAUUGACGAACUUAAUAUUUUGGAUUAACGAUGAUUGCAAAUGGGAAAAGAACUCGUGCGAAAAACUUCACCAUGGGUGAGGAAUUGAUUCUGGAGUACCUGGUCCUGCAGCACAAGGAUGUGGUUUGCAGUCAGAAGAGCGGUGCGGAUGUAUGGCGCAAGAAAAAAGACACCUGGAAACAGAUCGCCGCAGAUUUUGCAGUUCAAUCUGGAAUUGAACGUCCGUGGCAGGCAUUGCGCGAUAAACACAUAAAUUCCACUCGAUUAAAGCGAGUAAAGGGACUCAAUGAAAUGGGCAAUAAAACUACAUUCAAUGAUACGGACUCCCAGCGAGAUUUGUCCAAUUCAGCCGUCUCUACAAUCAGUGGAGCUGUUAAAGAUGAAGAAAGUAGCUCCGACUUUGAUCCAGAAUAUGAAUCCAAAAACACCUUUAGAAGCACCUCCAGUGAACCUCCGUACGAGCAGGACAACUCAAACUUUUCGACUUCAAAAGUCAAAGUAAAAUCAGUCAAUGAUUUGAGAAAAGAGGAGGCCACAAACAUCCUUACAGAUGAAAAACUAAAUCUGCUGAAAGUCCAACAAACUUACUAUCGAAAUGAAAACUCCAGGGCAGCCGAGCAGCACAAAGUCGAGAUGGAAAAGCAGAGAAUCGAACUAGAACAGCGGAAAGUAGAGCUUGAGCAGUACAAACUGGACUUGGAAAGGUUUCAGGUGGAACUGCAGGGAAAGCGCCUGAAAAACAAACUACUCGAAAUGGAAAUCCUUGAGAAACAGGGCAACAUCAAGGAUAGCAAAGAGACUACUUAAGAACUAAAACAACUUUUAAUAUAUAACUUAUAAUAAGGUAAGUUCAUGACACAUAAGUAAUGGUACUAAGGAAAAGUUUCCGUUUAGAAUUUAAGAAAAUCAAUUCUAUUAGGAUUAUACUUCAACAUUUGCCACAAAAAAUAAUAAUUUAACUCAAAUCAAUAACUUGAAUAUGGUUUCUUUGAUAUGACUAUUACUUUAAAAUGUAUAAUUGAAAAGCUUUAUUAUGACUGAAAUGUUUAAAGUUUUUCAGAUUCCCCAAAUCUUCUUCCACAUAUUAGCUUAAGCUGAAUUUAUCUGCUUUAAGAUUUAUCCUCCUUAAUUGAAAUUUAAAUUUAGCUUUAUGACUCAUUAUUAGUAAUGAAGAGCUUCAGCUCAGAAGUAAAGGACUCAAAUAAAAAUCUUGAAUAUAUGUUCUUUGAUUUAAAAUCAAAACUAUAAAGUUUAAUACUUCAAAUUUAACA
Drosophila gunungcola (fruit fly) is the source of this 1287-nucleotide messenger RNA. RefSeq lists its product as uncharacterized. Lineage: Eukaryota; Metazoa; Arthropoda; Insecta; Diptera; Drosophilidae. The record is from RefSeq and is a predicted model, not a curated record. The transcript is spliced from 2 exons. Bases 47 to 823 code for a protein of 258 amino acids.